This is a messenger RNA of Jaminaea rosea, 7035 nucleotides long. RefSeq lists its product as hypothetical. The record is from RefSeq and is a predicted model, not a curated record. Gene Ontology annotation, molecular function: 3-oxoacyl-[acyl-carrier-protein] reductase (NADPH) activity; magnesium ion binding; fatty acid synthase activity. Gene Ontology annotation, biological process: long-chain fatty acid biosynthetic process. The transcript is spliced from 6 exons. The coding region runs from base 464 to 6625 and encodes 2053 amino acids. Lineage: Eukaryota; Fungi; Basidiomycota; Exobasidiomycetes; Microstromatales. Gene Ontology annotation, cellular component: fatty acid synthase complex.
CAUCUCCAUCUCUAACCCGCCCUGCUCGACGCCAUCCCACCUUAGCUAGUAGAGCUAGCCCUCAUCACGCUCCCAUUACCAUCAGCUGGCCUCGCCCUCUCCUCUCAUCAGUCGCAACAGCACCUCAGCCGCAAUCCCACCUCACCUUUCCAACCCCACACUGAUCUCUUGUUCCUCUCUCCACCUGCUAUGCUGACCAACACCUCCCUCCCUAAGCUAACCUCCUUACCAACGCCGCUGCUACUGACCCACUCACAUUCUCUACGACGAUGACUGACCUCUCUCAUCGCUCUACGCUCGUCCACUCGCUGCUGCUGCCUGGCGGCGGUGGUGGCGAUGUGGGCGAGGAGCAUCCGCACUGACACACCAUUGCCUCUGCCCAUCCGCUCGCUACGCAUGCUUGUUGCUCUACUAGAAUGGUGUCCUCAACCAGACGUCCUUCACUCAAGCCGCCUUGGUCCUCAUGGAGCUCGCCGCCUUCCAGGAUCUUCAACGCAAGGGCAUGGUCGACCCUUCAGCAAGCUUCGGUGGCCACUCGCUCGGAGAAUACUCGGCCCUCGCCUCUGUCGCCAAGUGCCUCAGCGUCUGCGACCUCGUCGACACCGUCUUCUACCGUGGUCUAGUCAUGGGUAGGGCUGUCAAGCGCGACGAGCUCGGUCGAUCCAACUACGGUAUGAUGGCUUGCUCGCCCGCACGAGUAGGUCUCAGUGAUGCCCACCUUCAGGAGAUUGUCAAUGCCAUCGAGGCAGAGAGUGGUCGUCUUCUCCAAAUCGUCAACUGGAACGUCGCUACCACCCAACUUGUCCUCGCCGGCGAGCUCAUCUCGCUUCACACUCUGACGCAGACUCUGAACUGGCUCAAGGUCAAGAAGGUCGACGUCAAGGCUCUGGCCCAGACCAUGGACGAGGCUCAGCUACGCGAGCAUCUCAGCGAAAUUGUCAAGGGCCAUUACGCCGCUGCUCUCGAAGACCAGACCAACCAGGGCGGCCGCAUCGAGCUUGCUCGUGGAUUCUGCACCAUCCCUCUGCCGGGCAUCGACGUGCCCUUCCACUCACGCUACCUCAUGGGCGGUGUCGGUCCCUUCCGCAACUACCUGUCCAAGAAGCUCAAUUGGCGCAACAUCAAGCCUAGCACCCUCAUUGGCCGCUACGUGCCCAACCUUGUCGCCCAGCCAUUCCGCACCGACCGAGAGUGGGUUGAGCUCGUCUACAACACGUCCAACAGCGCACGCCUCUCUCGUGUCCUCCGCGACUGGGAGAAGGAAGGAUGGGGCAAGCCAGAGAACCUUCAGCGCCUCACAACGACCCUCGUCAUUGAGCUUUUGGCCUACCAAUUCGCCUCCCCCGUCAGGUGGAUCGAGACUCAAGACGUCUUCUUCUCCGAGCCCUACAACAUCGACCGCCUCGUCGAGUUUGGCCCUUCGCCCACCCUCAAGGGCAUGGCAGAGCGCACGCACAAGCUCAAGUACGCCGCUGCCGAUCAAGCCCGUGGCAAGCGUCGUGUCUUCCUCAGCUCAGCCAAGGACAAGGAAGCCAUCUACUACGCUUUUGCCGACGAGGAGAUCGUCGAAGAGGCUGUUCCCGCACCUGCUUCCACUCCUGCCCCAGCAGCCGCAGCCCCGGCCCCCGCAGCUGCUGCCCCGGCUCCCGCCGCUCCUGCUCCCAGCUCAGGUGGUGGUGCUGCUGCUGAAGUGCCGGACGAGCCCCUCAAGGCUACCGACACGGUGCGAGCCAUCCUUGCUCAGAAGCUCAAGAAGCCCAUCGCGGAGAUUCCGCUUUCCAAGGCCAUCAAGGACAUGACUGGCGGCAAGUCCACUCUCUCCAACGAGCUCGUCGGUGACCUUCAGCUCGAGUUCCCCGCCGGUCUUCCCGACCGUGGCGAAGAGCUGCCCCUCGAGGAGCUCGGAGCAGCGCUCAACACUGGGUACUCUGGCACUCUUGGCAAGCACACCUCUGGCCUGGUGACCAAGCUCAUCAACUCCAAGAUGCCCGGAGGCUUCAACCUCACCUCCGUCAAGAGCCACCUGCAAAAGGGCUGGGGUCUCGGCGCUGGCCGCACCGACGGCGUGCUACUUGUCUGCAUCACGACUGAGCCCGCCAAGCGUCUUGGGUCCGAGGCUGAGGCCAAGGCCUUCCUAGACGCAGCCGUUGCCUCGUACGCUUCGCAGGCCGGCAUCAGCCUCAGCCAGGGCGGCGGCGGCUCUGGUGGCGGAGGCGGCGGUGGUGGCGCGACAAUCAGCUCUGAGGAGCUCGAGAAGAUCGAGGGCCGUCACAACAUCCAUGCCAUGCGCCAGAUCGAGACGCUCGAGCGCUUCCUGGGCAAGGACCGUCGCACCGAUGGACGACGUGCCGAUGCCGUCGCUGCUGAGCUCCAGGCCCUCACUGACCGCCUCGACGUCAUCAAGACGGAGCACGGUGACGCCUAUCUCGAUGGUAUCCUGCCAAAGUUCUCCGCUGCCAAGGCUCGCAACUUCUCGUCGUCUUGGAACUGGUCUCGUCAAGAUGCCAUGCUCAUGUACUACGACAUCAUCUACGGACGUCUCAAGUCCGUCGACCGCGAAAUUUCCGCUCGCUGCUUGUCACUCUUUGGCCGCGUCGACGGUCCUGCUCUUCUCGAGCUGAUGCAGUACACCAUUGAUCGCGUCGACGCCUCCAAGGGCCCCACGCACGAGCUUGCCAAGGAGUUUGGACAGCAACUCAUCGAAAACUGCAAGGAAGUCAUGAAUUCGCCUCCCCGCUUCAAGGAGGUCUUUGCCUGCACUGCACCGAAGACGGAGAUCGACGCAAAGGGCAACAUCGUCUUCCGUGAAGUCAAGCGUGAGGGCGUGCGCAAGGCAAUGGAGGGCUUCGUCAAGGAGCAAGCUCAGGGCACUCGCCCCAGCGGCCAUCAAAUCGACUUGGCCCUUGCCGCUGAGAACGCCAAGCGCCUGUACUCCCUUGUCCGCAACGAGCCCGCCGUCAGCAAGCUCAACAAGAGCACUGUCAAGGGUCUGUACAACGAAGUGGCUCGCGCCCUUGGCCAACCUCGCCAGCAGCUUCAGCCUCCAAGUGCUGGCCGCCUGACUGGUGCCCGCCGCAACCGCCGUACGAGCUCCAACGCACAACGACCUACCUCCUUCGACGCUGCACCAGCCUCGGAUGCUCGACAGCCCCUGCUCUCGAUCAAGCGUCAGGUCGGCGGUGUCUGGCAAACGUCUCAGAAGCUCACCAGCGUCUACUUCUCGGUGCUUGAGGACUUCGCCAGCGAGGGCAUGACCUUCGAGGGGCGCAACGUGCUCAUCACCGGUGCUGGCCGUGGCUCCAUUGCAGUCGAGGUUCUCAAGGGUCUACUUGCCGGUGGCGCUCGCUGUGUCGUCACCACGUCGAGCUACUCUCGCAAGACGGUCGACUUCUAUCAGAGCAUCUACCAAAAGGUCGGCGCACGUGGAUCCACACUCACCGUCGUGCCCUUCAACGCCGCGUCCAAGUCCGACGUUGAGGCUCUCGUCGACUACAUCUACUCGACACUUCAUCUCGACCUCGACGUCUGCAUUCCCUUCGCCGCCAUCCCAGAGAAGGGAAUGGACAUCUCUGAGCUCGGCGACAAGUCGGAGCUUGCCCACCGCGCUCUCAUGAUGAAUGUCCUCCGCCUCCUUGGAGCAAUCAAGGCCAUCAAGGCUAAGAGGGGCAUCACCACCCGCCCUACGCUCUGUCUUGUCCCCCUCUCCCCCAACUCGGGUCAGAUGGGCUUCGACGGCACCUACUCCGAGAGCAAGGUCGGUCUCACAACGCUCGCCAACCGUUGGGCAAGCGAGGGCUGGUCCGACUAUCUCUCCAUUGUCGGCACCAUCAUUGGAUGGACUCGAACCACCCUCAUGGAUGCCAACAACAUCGUCGCUCAAGAGGUUGAGAGGCUCGGCAUGCGUACCUACUCGUGCAGCGAGAUGGCCUUCUCCAUCCUUGGUCUCCUCAGCCCCGCCAUGUUCGCUCAAGCUACCGUCGAGCCCAUCCACGCCGAUCUCACGGGCGGCUUCGGUAGCAUCCCCAACCUCUCUGAGGCUACUGGCAAGAUCCGCAAGAGCAUCCAAGACGAGGCCGCUAAGCGUCGUGCCAUCGCCCUCGACUCGUCCGCUGACUUCAAGGUCGUCAAUGGCGCCGCAGCCGAGGCUCUUCACCAGACGGUCAAGGUCGAGCCCCGCUCGCACUUCCGCUUCGAGCAUCCCUUUGACAAGUGGACGCUCGAGCAGCACAGGAAGAUUGCUAAGCUCCAGUCUGAGCUCACUGAGGCUGAGCUUGAGGAGACCAUCGUCGUCACGGGUUUCGCCGAGGUGUCGCCCUUCGGCUCGACUCGCUCUCGCUGGCAGUUCGAGGCGUACGGUACCCUCACUAUCGAGGCCACUAUCGAGCUCGCCUGGAUCAUGGGCAUGAUCAAGCACCACAACGGCCCGCUCAAGACCGGCAACCAGUACGUUGGCUGGGUCGACGCCGCCACUGGUGAGCCCGUCGAGGACCGCGAGAUGAAGCAAAAGUACGAGCAAGAGAUUCUCGCCCACACCGGUGUUCGCCUCAUCAACCCUUCGCUCUUCAAGGGCUACGACCCUCACAAGAAGGGCUACACCCAAGAGAUCGAGCUCACUGAGGACAUGCCCGCCUUUGAGGCGACUGAGGAGGAGGCUCUCAAGUUCCUCAACGAGCAUGGCGAAAAGGGCGUCGACAUGUGGCAGAACGAGGCUGGCAGCUGGGUCGUCCAGAUCAAGAAGGGCGCUCGCGUCCUCGUGCCCAAGUCGAUCGUCUUUAGCCGUACCUGCGCCGGCCAGAUGCCAACGGGCUGGGUAGCCACUCGAUACGGUGUGCCCGAGGAGCUUGCCAAGAACAUCGACCGCAUCGGUCUUUGGAUGAUUGUCUGCGCCUCCGAGGCCCUCAUCAUGUCCGGUAUCAGCGACCCCUACGAACUCUAUGAGCACAUGCACCCAUCCAUGGUCGGCAAUGCCAUCGGUUCGGGCAUGGGUGGCAUGCAGUCCCUCCAGGCCAUCUUUGCUGAGCGUCGCGCUGAGAAGGACCCGGCCAAGGACGUCCUGCAGGAGUCCUUCAUCAAUGUGCCCGCUGCUUGGAUCAAUUUGCUCCUGCUCUCGGCCUCUGGCCCCAUCACGCCCACCGUCGGUGCUUGCGCUACGGGUCUGCAGUCCAUCACCGUUGCCUCGGACGCCAUCCGCACCGGCAAGGCACAAGUCAUGCUCGCUGGUGGUGUCGACGACUUCAGCGAGGAAGGCUCGAUGGAGUUCUCGCUCAUGCAGGCCACCUCCAACGCCCAAGAGGAGAUCAAGGCUGGUCGUGAGCCCUCGGAGAUGUCUCGUCCCACCACUACCACUCGUGCCGGCUUCAUGGAGUCGCAGGGAGGUGGUGUCCAGGUUCUCAUGUCCGCAGCUAUGGCCAUCAAGCUCGGCGCCCCCAUCCAGGGCGUCGUUGCCCACGCCAGCACACACACCGACAAGGCCGGUCGCUCCAUCCCUGCUCCUGGUCGCGGUGUCAUGACGUCCGCGUCCAAGCUGCAGGCUACUCUGGCUCAGUGGGGUCUCACGGCCGACGACAUUGGCGCUGCUUCCAUUCACGGUACCAGCACCAAGGCCAAUGACAAGAACGAAUCGCACUGCUACCACACGAUGCUCGAGCAGAUGGGCCGCACCCCCUACAAUGCGCUCCCCAUCUCGGCCCAAAAGUCCGUCCUCGGCCACAGCAAGGGUGGUGCCGCCGCCUGGGCCUUCAAUGGCUGCCUGCAGAUGCUCCAUACCUCUACGGUCGCAGGCAAUCGCAACGCCGACGACAUCUCACCCGAGCUCAAGCAGUACACGAACCUCCUAUACCCCUCUGCCUCGAUCCAGCGCACACCUGAGGACCUCAACGCUACCCUCCUUACGUCCUUCGGUUUCGGUCAAGUCGGAGGCAUUAUCCUCACGCUCCACCCUUCGCACCUCCUCGCGCGCCUUUCGGAGGAAUCCUUUGCCAAGUACAGGACGGCCCGUCGCGGUCGCCAGGCCCUUACUUACUCGAGGAUGCACUCCGCCUUCACCAACAACGACCUCGUCCGUGUCAAGCCCGAGCCCCCUUUCUCCGUCGAGGACGAGGAUGCCGUGCUCCUCAACACGAAUGCUCGUGCCACGCGCGUGGGCAACACCUGGAAAUUCGUUGCACCCUUCGCCGCCCCGCCCGCGAAGGUCGCCAUUCAGGCCAAGCCCGCAAAGUCGAGCGCCAGUGCUGCUCAGGAGGCCACGCUGCAAGCCUCGCUCGGCUCGGCCGCAGGGAUUGGCAUCGACAUUGAGGACGUUGCCUCCUUCCCUGCCGACAACGAGACCUUCAUCGCUCGCAACUUCACUGCGGCCGAAGUUGAUUACUGCCGCUCGCAGCCUGACGCUCGCGCCUCGUUCACUGGCCGCUUCGCCGCUAAGGAGGCCGUCUUCAAGAGCCUCGGCGUCUCCAGCAAGGGAAGCGCCGCCCCCAUGAAGGACAUUGAGAUCCUCGCCUCGCCCGAGGGACCCCGUGUCCAGCUUGCGGGUGAGGCAGCCGCUGCUGCGCCUAAGGGAGCCAAGUUCCUCGUCUCUAUCUCGCACGCGGACGUCAAUGCUGUUGCCAUCGCGCACCGCUUGGCAUAGAUUGCAGGAGAGCAGCAACCACGAUGGGUCAGGAGAAGCAGCUGAGGAAGAGAUGGUCUCGUAAAGGGCUGGUAACCCUUCGCGUCUACUCAGCAUCAGCACGCUCGCUCUACCAUCGCCAUCGCUACUCCCCUCACACACGUGCUACGGUUUCCGAUCCCUUCAUCCCCUCUCCCUCUCUCUCACUCGCCUCGUCAACAACCGGCUCGCUCGCGAUUGCACUCGUGGUACCCUUCGGAGGAGUGGUGUCCUCCAAGGCUCGACGAAAGCAGAAGCAAGCAGCUCUUACGACUAUAACGACGGCGAUGUGUAUUCCCUCCCCCUGUCCGCGCUCCGACUCUUUCUCAUCUUGUCACACAGAGCUACAAUAUAGAGUUUCGAACGAAUCUGAAUGAUACAUCUCGAGCAAG